Brugia malayi is the source of this 696-nucleotide messenger RNA. RefSeq names its product alpha/beta hydrolase, putative. The record is from RefSeq and is a predicted model, not a curated record. The annotation marks the transcript as partial. The transcript has 6 exons. Lineage: Eukaryota; Metazoa; Nematoda; Chromadorea; Rhabditida; Onchocercidae.
AUUACAGGCUGUUAUGCAAAAGAUUUUCCCGAAAAAUUGCUGAACGCUUUCAAUGCUGAUAAUUAUACAAUUAUUUGCAUCGAUCCACCUGGUUACGGUAAAAGUCGUCCUCCAGAACGACAACAAGAAGUAAAUCGAUGUAUGAAGGAUGCACCCUUCUGCAUAAAGCUUAUGCAGCAGUUGAAUUUGACACCCUUCUUAGUACUUGGCUGGAGUGAAGGUUCUCGAACAGCAAUCCACGUUGCUGGACUAGGAAAACAGCUAGUCAACGGUGCCAUUUUAUUAGCCGCAGCUACACGAAUUGAUCAACGUGGAGCGCGCAUUUUUCGCGGUAUGCGAAACAUAAAUCAGUGGUUGCCAAAUGCAACUGAAGUAUAUUUAAAGCAUUACCCAAAAGAAUUUGUUCAAAAACAGUGGGCUGAUUUAUGUGAUGUCGUCCAACAAGUUUACGAUUUGCUGGGAGGUCGUUUUCCAUCAGACUAUGUGCUGCCCAAUUUGAAGAUUCCAGUUUUGGUUAUGACCGGCGGUAUGGAUAGAUUUUGUGCUGAUCCUAAGUACUUUGAAACAGCACUUACCAAUUGCAGAAUUGAGAAGCAUUCGCUUGGUGGCCAUGACUUCUACUUGAAAUAUCCGAGAUGGUUUGCAGAUAAAAUUAAUGAUUUUAUUACUGAUCCUAAAAACCAUCUUUUCUGCUAA